Molecule: messenger RNA, 3497 nt
Organism: Pangasianodon hypophthalmus (striped catfish)
Lineage: Eukaryota; Metazoa; Chordata; Actinopteri; Siluriformes; Pangasiidae
Exons: 5
Coding region: 460-2022 (520 amino acids)
Source: RefSeq, a predicted model, not a curated record
CCGCUUCCCGUCCAUGUAAUCCCUGUCCUGCAGUCUCUCUAUCCGCUUUUUUAUUAUAUAUAUAUUUAUAUAUUAUCAGCGGGGCCUUUCCGCCUCUUUUUUCACGCUUAGCGCGUCGCAGGCGCUCCCGGUUUGGCCGUUAAUCCACCGCGAGCGCCAUGUUCAUGCAGACGCGGGGAGCAAUGGCGCAUCGGGACCAUGGCGAGGCGCAGGCUCGGGAGGAUGGAGAGAGCAGCAGGAAUUAGAGACGUCGGACGGCGCGGCUUUGAGAAUCGGAAUGGGUCGGAAGGGCACUCGUCUGCGCGCGGAACGAUGGCUGUGGCAGAACGUAUAAAGAGCAGCAUCCUUCACCAGACACCCUGAUUGCAAGGAGGCUUGUUGGCCACUGUUGCCACGGCAGCGGUCGUGGAGGAAGAGAAGGAGCGGCUGUUGCGGUGGCGCCACGCUCUGCUGGAGGGGAUGGAGUACCACAGCACGGGAACCCUGCCGCUCCUGGGCAGCCCGCGUUACUGUCCCGGUGCCAACAGUGCCAGCGGGUACCUCUGCCAGACGGGCCACUGCUGUGGGGAGACCGGCUGCUGCACUUAUUACUACGAGCUGUGGUGGUUUUGGCUCUUAUGGAGUGUAUUGAUCCUGUUCAGCUGCUGCUGUGCGUAUCGACACCGCCAGGCUAAACAGAGAGUGCAGCAGCAGCAGAGGCAGAGAGAGAUCAACCUGAUGGCCUACCACGGAGCCUGCAGCUACCCGUCCUCCAUGCUGGACCUCAGUUUCCUUGCAUCACUCAAACUGCCAUCCUAUGAGGAAGUAGCGGCGCAGCCCAGCACCCCGCCCCCUCCCUACAGCUCGGUGGCUUACCCACGAGGCUCCGCCCAUCCCGGGCCAAGUCACAUGCUGUCCUCGCAGAGCUCUGACAACUACACCAGCUGCUCAUGCGACUCCUGCUGCCCGUCUUCGCCCUGUAGCUCCUCCCCUUCCUCCGCCCAGCUCACAGACGAGACUGACACUAGCCACACCUCCACGCCUUCUCACAGCGAAGCGGUACCCAUUAACUCAGUUUCUGGACGUGCCACAGAGCAACACUCUGAGACUCUUUCGACUCCGCCUCUUAAUGAGCCUGGCCCCACCUCCUCAGCAGAAGUGAUGGAGGUGGACUUGCCAGACUCCGCCUCCCUCGACUGUAAUGGCAACAGGACUGUUAAAACAGUCACUAAUCCAACAGUUAACAACAACGUGAUCAGUGACGCUGAAGAAAGUGCUAACUCGAAUGAAACUGGUAACGUGACUCAAAUUAGUAACUCAAAUGAUGUUAAUAACCGCAGCAUCACUGAAAGCUCUAACGUACCUCAGUGUAACAACACUAAUGAUAUUAGCAGCAAGGGUCAAGUGUCCAACCUCAGUCCUACCAGAGACGAUAAAACCACUGACUUCGACCUCUUUCAUCCACCCAGCAAUAUGUCCCAAAAUACAUCUUAUCCUCCCAUCGCCAUCCCCUCAUCCUCUCCUCCAUCCUGUUCUCCUUUGUCUCCGUUUUCUCCUCCCCUCCCUCCUCCCUUAUCCCCGAUCUCUGACCCUCUAGGCGCCAUCUCUGAGCAGCAGAGCUCUCCUGUGCAGUGGGCGGAGCCAACACAGACACACCAUUCAGCCCCUCACCCACAGUCUCCGCCCAAACCUGCAGUCUUUUCACCCGACUUCCUGGAGCCGGAGCGGCGUGAUUCGGCAGUGUGCGAUCUUGACGUGGAUCAAACGCACUUCCAGCAGCGCCGCCUAACCGGAGACUCCGGGAUUGAGGUCUGCCGCUGUCGGAUCAACCAUGAUGGGGAGGAGGAGGAAGACGAUGAAGACGAAGAGAGGGAUCGUUUAGAGGACAAGCCUAGCGCUGUUACAAGUGACGACCUCCACGACAGCGCCGACUGCUCCGUACGUGCCCAGCUCUCCCCUUCUGAGCUCGGAGACACGUGCGGGUCCGGCUCAGCCACGCCGGCGCGCAGCGAUGCGGUCGUUAUAGCCAUGGAAACCGUUUGACGGACAGGUGGGCUGUUGAAAUCCAGCAUACAAGGGCUGUGCGUCAGCGGUGCUGAGAGAGCCUUCGGCUGUGCAAAGUGGAUUGCCAUUUAGUCCGAGUCUAAACUAGCCGUGCUGUUGCAUUAGGACUGACAUCGUAGGGUGGUGAAAAGUGAACCUCUAACUUAAUAGCAUAGCAUAGGAAGGUCUCUCUAUCUCUCCCUCUUACUCUCUCUCUCUGUUGUAGGAUAAAUGUCCUCAGUUCUCCAGUGCUUAACAAAAAGCCUGUUUUUGUGCUAACAGAGAGACUGACAUUAGAGCCACAGACUCUGCUCUAACACACACCCACACACUCUCACACUCAAACACACAGUAACCUUUGUGUAUGACCCCGUCUGGGAUGGUGACAUGGUGGUACAACAACACCAUGUUCCUCUGUGAACUCAGUAGCACAUGCAACAACCAACACCCCCCCAUCUCUCUAUCUCUCUAUCUAUCUCUCUCGCCCUCUCUCUCGUUUCUCGGCUUGCAUCAUAGCCUCUGACGCAGAAUCAGAGAUCUAGUCUACUAGAUCUAGUGUCGUACACAUCGAUAGAUUAUGAAGAUGCUUGAACCGUUUGGUUUAAACGCUGCCGACAGUAAAGAUGCAAUAACACACUCUAACACACACACACACACACACAUCUGUCCUGUGUGCCUCUGGGUAGUGUAGUUCACACCAGGUCAGACAGCCAUUUUGUGCUUGAUGUUAAUCGGAGCUUAUCAGCUGAAUGUAGGUUCCUCACUGGUUCACGCAAAGCAACACACACUUUCCCUCUCUCUCUCUCUCUCUCUCUCUCUCUCUCUUUCUCUCUUUCUCUCUCUCUCACACACACACACACAUCCAAAACACCAGACUGCAUUCUUCUUGUUUUCCCAGAGUUUCAGAACACCAGCUUGGCCAAACAAAUGCUGCACCUCAAUCAUGGAAGAAGAAAAAAAAAAAAGAAAAACCUCAGGACAUUGUUUUUUUGUUGUUUUCGUUUUUAAUUUUAUUAGCAUUUUCUUACGUCUAAAUGUGGAAACACGGAAACAGCAUUGCUCAUUGGCGACACAAAAGCAGCCUAAAGACUCUCCGAACUGCUCUCCAACGAAGACAAAUAUCAAUAUGGGAAAAACACAUACAAAUAAAUAUAUAUGUAGGUGCAGAAAAUAUAUAUAUAUAUAUGCUCUCUGUGAAAUGAUAUAUUUUCUAAGCAUGCCAUGUCAUUUGGAGUGCAGCACUAGAAGCUGGUGUAAAAAUGUAAUCCGCGGCUGAGAGAUGUGUGUGUCGAUUCUAGUGUUACUAUGGCAUCAGUACCGAGUUACACUUACAUUACUAUGGCGUUCCCAUGGUGCUGCCGUGGCGUUACUAUGACAACCUUCUUUAGUCUGAGCAAUAGAGUAUGUUUGAUGUCCCUGUGAGAUUGUGAAAGGUGUGAAAAUGUUAUUCUUACCACUAAACAAGUCAACUGAAA